GGAAAGGGGAGUUGUUAGUAGGGGACAAAAUUCGAGGGUGAGGUCAGCUGAACAGUACAAAGGCUGCUGGAUCCGGUGGAGCUAGUAUAGGGCCCAAAGGUGGGAGCUGGCAGCGUUCGGGGGGUACCUGGAGAGUCUGAGACUUAUCCUCAGGUCCUGUGGGUGGGGCAAUGAGUUGGGGCCAGAGCUUCAAGAGCAUGGCUUGGUGAGAGGGCUUCUCUGGAGGAGCCCAGCGUGCUCCAGGUGCCUGCUGGUUUGGGGGUGUCUCCUCCCGGGGCGCCAUGGCGGCGCUGGCCAGUAGCCUUAUCCGGCAGAAGAGGGAGGUCCGCGAGCCCGGGGGCAGCCGGCCGGUGUCAGCCCAGCGGCGCGUGUGUCCCCGCGGUACCAAGUCCCUCUGCCAGAAGCAGCUUCUCAUUCUGCUGUCCAAGGUGCGCCUGUGCGGGGGGCGGCCCGCGCGGCCGGACCGAGGCCUGGAGCCUCAGCUCAAAGGCAUCGUCACCAAACUGUUCUGCCGCCAGGGUUUCUACCUCCAGGCGAAUCCCGACGGGAGCAUCCAGGGCACCCCAGAGGACACCAGCUCCUUCACCCACUUCAACCUGAUCCCUGUGGGGCUCCGUGUGGUCACCAUCCAGAGUGCCAAGCUGGGUCACUACAUGGCCAUGAAUGCUGAGGGGCUGCUCUACAGCUCGCCACAUUUCACAGCCGAGUGUCGCUUUAAGGAGUGUGUUUUUGAGAAUUACUACGUCCUGUAUGCCUCUGCUCUCUACCGCCAGCGUCGUUCUGGCCGGGCCUGGUAUCUAGGCCUGGACAAGGAGGGCCGGGUCAUGAAGGGAAACCGAGUCAAGAAGACCAAGGCAGCUGCCCACUUUGUGCCCAAGCUCCUGGAGGUGGCCAUGUACCGGGAGCCUUCUCUCCACAGUGUCCCUGAAACCUCUCCUUCUAGUCCUCCUGCCCCUUGACAUGUAGUCCUUGGACUGGAGGCUCCCUGCACUCCCUGUGAGCCAGCCACCACCACAGCCCUUCUCCCAGCCCUGCUCCUGGUCCUGCUCUUACCCUUGCUGCCACAUAUGCCCUGAACAGCUGGGUCACCAGGUGCUCUACCCUGAGGGAGCCUAGGGGCUGGCUGGGACUUCCAGGGCUUCUGGGACUCUUAGAUCCUUGAGUCAGAGAGGGUGAUAUCUGAAAAUAGUCCUGGCUGAUCACUCUUUUUCCACGCCAACAUCCCUCUCCAAAGCCUUGUCCUAAGAUGGCACUAGAGGUUCCAAAACUGAUAGAGGUUGGGCAUUUCUUCCUUCUCACUCAGCCUCUUUCUGGAGCCUUGUGCCCCUUUUCAUUGCCACUGAGCCAUAGAUUUAUAGGUCCACUGGAGCUCAGGACCAGUUUCCUUCUUUCCCUGCUCUACCUUCUGCCUUGGUCUUGUCAGAUUCUGAAACACCAAAAACCCAGCGGAGCCACUUCUUUACUAGGGCUCUCUGCUGGACCCCAGGCAUGCUGCCAGGCUGUGUUCUGGAUUCAGCAAGCUUCUGUCCGUGACCCAGGUGGAUCCCUGGCUUCUAAGGAGAGAGAGGCUGGCUUACAGCCCUAUCUAGUAGUCAGCCUUGGCCUGAACUAGGGCCAGUCUCAGAUUACCACUGACCAGUUUUACAGUCUUAUCCCAGAGACCCUCCCUAAUACUAAAGCAUGGUGUUCUAGAUCUUUACGGAGCCAUAAUUUCUCCUGAAUCUCAGCUCUAGGACAUAGACCAUGACCCUCAGGCUGUCUCUCUAGGAUGGAUCUGAGGCCUAUAUAGCCAUAUUAUUGCUCUAGAGUAAGUUUUAGACCCAUACUCUCAUUAUCUCUAAUAAUACCUAUUAAGAAUGAGCUCUGGAAAGGACUUAGCUCUGAUUCACAUAGAACUAAUUAGUUCUAAUUGAAUCAAGAACUACCUUUUGUUUUUCCUAGGGAAUUUUCUAACAAUCUUAUCCUUCUGUAUAGAAUGCUAACCUUAUUUUUAAAUGUAGUUUCUAGCUGCUGCAACCCAGCGGAGAUCCUGUCAGAGUCUGGAGCAGGACAGAGGAAGUUUGGCAGUAUCCCUGACUCAUGAUAGGGAAGCUGGGGGAGGGGGUGAUCGUGGCAUGCUUGAAUCUAUGUUUAGGUUGGGGGACAUGACCACUCAGCUACCUCAGCAGGAGUUCCUUCCAGGCCGCCUUUAAAGCUGAGGACUUUAUGCCAAGUGUGACUGGAAUAAAAGAAAAAAUAGGAGACAUCCUUGUUACUCACCCCAAGUGAGAAUACCCUAAUUCAGCAAUAAGUCCCUCCCCUCUCCCUACUGGUCAGGCCAAGUAGGAUGAGGGCCUGUUGGGCUCAAGACCUCACACAUCUCCACAGCUUCUAACUGAAUAGAACUUGCUUUAUCUUACAGCUUAUAACCUCAGCUGGGUUUUUAGUACACAAAAAGGGCCAGAUUAGGUUAUUUAAAACACACAGCGAGACCUACUAACAGGCCUGGAAAAGGCCUGAAAACCACUAGUGAACUAGGAAGGAGACUCGAAUCCUGCAGACCUGGGUGGGAUAGACUAGGCCCUAAGGGAGAGGUUAGUGUCAAAUAGGUCAUCUCUCCUCAGGCUCUUUUACUUCUGGCUUGUUGCAAAGCAGGUAGAGAUGCCCGCCUCACCGACACAAACCCGCUUGGGCUCCACUCAUUUUCUGGCUCUGCUCCUAGGGGACUGGUUCUCCACUUCAUGCUUUCUCAA
Molecule: messenger RNA, 2732 nt
Organism: Octodon degus (degu)
Lineage: Eukaryota; Metazoa; Chordata; Mammalia; Rodentia; Octodontidae
Gene: Fgf11
Product: fibroblast growth factor 11
Exons: 5
Coding region: 282-959 (225 amino acids)
Biological process (GO): positive regulation of gene expression; cell differentiation; positive regulation of protein phosphorylation
Cellular component (GO): cytoplasm
Molecular function (GO): fibroblast growth factor receptor binding; growth factor activity
Source: RefSeq, a predicted model, not a curated record